AUGAUCUCAUUCCUGUCGCAGUCUCAAUCCCUCUUCAAUGCUCAGUUCUCCGGCGACCUCCUCGACUCUGUUCUUCUGAAACUCAGGCUCAAUGCCGGCGCUUGCUUGAUCUUCUUCAAAUUGGCCGCGUCGCAACCUAAUUUCGGACCCGGCGUCAAGUCUUAUUGCAAGCUGGUUCACAUUCUGUCGAGACCAGAUGAUGAGGCUGGAGAUUGUGCCGGAUGUCUUCAGUUGCUUGAUCAUAUGGUCAACGCGUAUUGCAAGCAGGGGAGGGUGGAUAGAGCAGUGGAGUUUGUUAAAGAGACGGAGCAUUCAGGUUUUGAGUUGAAUGUAGUGUCGUACAACAGCUUGACUGAUGGGUAUGUUAGUGUGGGGGAUAUGGAAGGAGCCUAUGGGGUAUUGAAGAUCAUGAAAGCAAAUGGUGUUUUGAGAAAUGAGGUAGGUAAAAUGGAUGAAGCUGAGCAGAUCUUUGCCAAAAUGGUGGAAUUCGGUUGUAAGUCUGAUGGCAUAACAUUCAGAACCGUGGGUGAUGGGUACUGCAAAGCUGGAAAUGUUGAAGAAGCACUUGAAGUCAAAGAGAAGAGGGAAAAGGAUGCAAUUUCUCCUUCAGUUGAAAUGUAUAACUCUCUCAUUACAGCACUUUUCAAAUGCGGGAAAGUGACAGGUAAUGUGGAUGAAGCCUUCAGAUUGUGUGAUGAAAUGGUGAACUAUGGUAUAGUAGCAAACAUAACCACGUACAAUGCCUUGAUGAAUGGCCUACGUAAAUCAGGAAACAUGAGUCGAGCACAAAGGCUUUUUGAUAAACUUCAUGCUAAAGAUAGAAGGCUUUCGAAGUACUCCUGUGAACUUAUGCCUGUAAGGGGGCCUGUGGUGACUGGUUCUUCGAUAAGGGGCCAUGUGGUAGUUUUUCCUGUGCUAUUUGCAACCUUGUCAAAGUCGGUCCAUGGAUUCUCAGAGGCACUCCGACUCUUAAGCACUCUCUAUUUCGAAGAUUCGAACAAUACGGUGAAGUCAUUCACUUACGCUACUGGGCGGGAAUAUUUGGACGCUAAGAAGGUGGAUCUCAGUUGGCAUAGCAGCAAGGGUGUCAAAGGCUGGUUGGCCAUGAGAAGCUGCGGUGGCAAGUUGACCAGUCCAUCCCUCCUCAAAUAA
Linum tenue is the source of this 1152-nucleotide messenger RNA. The record is from the annotation of a GenBank genome assembly. NCBI's taxonomy places the organism in Eukaryota, Viridiplantae, Streptophyta, Magnoliopsida, Malpighiales, Linaceae.